ACCUCUAGCGGACCGGUGGCGCAAGGCUGGCUGGGGCUGAGCCAAAAGCGUUUGAUAAUUGGGCGCACAUCAAGCAUAAAAGUCAUAAAUGAAGACGCUCUUGUCAGAAGUCGAGUCCUGUCCCAGUCACGAGGGAUAAAUGAAACAGACAUCCAAAAUACCGCAGUUUUUGACAUGCCCUCCUCGCCCAACCCGGCCAUCAUUCAAGUUGUGCUUACGUCUAACGAGGUCACUGAGCAGGUAGCCGGACAGCCGGGCCUAUUGGGAAGAAGGCAAACCCACCUGCGGGGUAAGUUGAGUGAACGAAUCUGUUAA
This is a messenger RNA of Protopolystoma xenopodis, 315 nucleotides long. NCBI's taxonomy places the organism in Eukaryota, Metazoa, Platyhelminthes, Monogenea, Polystomatidea, Polystomatidae. The record is from the annotation of a GenBank genome assembly.